AUGCUGUUGUGGAAAGAAGUGCCCAUGGAAAUGGGCAAUGGGACAACUGUCCAAGAAUUCACCUUGGAGGGGUUUCCUGCUGUUCAGCACCUGGGAAAAGUCCUCUUUCUGAUGCACCUGCUGGCAUACCUGCUGUCCAUUGCAGCCAAUGCACUCAUAGUCACCAUCACCUGUGCUGACUCCCGGCUCCAGACACCUAUGUACUUUCUCCUCAGCAUUUUCUCCUUCACUGAGUCUUGUGUCACAAGUGCUGUCAUUCCUAAGUUGCUGGUCAUCUUCCUUUUAGGCAAGCAAACGAUUUCCUUUGCCGCCUGUUUCAUACAAGCCUCUUUCUUAAUAUUUCUGGGAGCAGCAGCUUUCCUCCUCAUAGCAGUGAUGUCUCUGGAUCGGUACCUGGCCAUUUGCAAGCCUCUUCAUUACCCAACCAUCAUGAACUUGAAGACUUGCUUCCUCCUGAUCACAGCCUGCUUUGCUUUGGGCUUCACUCUUGUUACUUGUCUGGUGGUGAAGGUGUUCCAAUUAUCCUUCUGUGGCCCCCGUGUCAUCCCUCACUUCUUUUGUGACCUCGGUCCUCUGAUCCAUCUCUCCUGUUCUGACACCAGGUCUGUUGAAAAGUUGGCCUUUGUCCUCAUUCUGUGUAUCCUUUUGACAUCCCUCAUCAUAACCAUCAUUGCGUACAGCAACAUAGUAAUCACAAUCAUGCAUCUCCCAUCAGCCAAGGAGCGACAGAAAGCCUUCUCCACCUGCUCCUCUCACCUCAUUGUCCUCUCUCUGAUGUACGGAAGCUGUGUCUUUAUAUACCUGAAACCAAAGCAAGUGAACAGGCUGGACUUCAACAGGGAGGCUGCCCUUGUGAACACGGUGGUGACCCCACUGCUGAACCCUGUCAUCUACACUCUACGGAACAAGCAGGUCCACCAGGCUCUGAGGGAGACCAUAUGCAGAAUGAAAAUGUCAAGGUGA
Molecule: messenger RNA, 963 nt
Organism: Hippopotamus amphibius kiboko
Lineage: Eukaryota; Metazoa; Chordata; Mammalia; Artiodactyla; Hippopotamidae
Product: olfactory receptor 6C74-like
Exons: 1
Coding region: 1-963 (320 amino acids)
Biological process (GO): G protein-coupled receptor signaling pathway
Cellular component (GO): membrane
Molecular function (GO): G protein-coupled receptor activity; olfactory receptor activity
Source: RefSeq, a predicted model, not a curated record